Gongylonema pulchrum is the source of this 360-nucleotide messenger RNA. NCBI's taxonomy places the organism in Eukaryota, Metazoa, Nematoda, Chromadorea, Rhabditida, Gongylonematidae. The record is from the annotation of a GenBank genome assembly.
GAAUUAAAAAUUUAUGAAUCGAAAUUCUUGACAAGCGAAGAAUCAGUGGAAAACUCAUCAAAGCUAACAGUUAAUGGCGAAAUUUUGGUACCGCUUACUGAUUCGAUGUAUAUUCCGGCCAGAGUAGCCGAUCCGAGCAAGUACUUGGUGGAAAUUGGUACGGGAUAUUUCGUAGAGAUGAACACCGAGAAAGCGAUAGAUUAUUUCAAGCGGAAACAGAUUUACCUCCAAAAACAAAUGGAAGUAAUAGAAGGCGUGCUGCCGGAGAAAUAUCGAGCGAAAAAUGCUAUUUCGGAUAGUUUGCAGAAGAAACUAAUUUCGGCGCAUGCGUCGGCGAAUAACGUUAGCAGCAAAAAGUGA